This is a messenger RNA of Harpegnathos saltator (Jerdon's jumping ant), 1675 nucleotides long. Its product is annotated as alpha-amylase A. The transcript has 5 exons. The coding region runs from base 96 to 1496 and encodes 466 amino acids. Gene Ontology annotation, biological process: carbohydrate metabolic process. Gene Ontology annotation, molecular function: alpha-amylase activity; cation binding. The record is from RefSeq and is a predicted model, not a curated record. NCBI's taxonomy places the organism in Eukaryota, Metazoa, Arthropoda, Insecta, Hymenoptera, Formicidae.
CGACAGUGUGCACCUUAUUAGCCUUCCUGUCGGCGGCGGUCGCUAACAACGGCGACGCUUACCGCGAUCCACUUUACGCGCCUGGCCAUAGCGCAAUGGUGCACCUCUUCGAGUGGAAAUGGCAGGAUAUCGCGAAGGAGUGCGAGCAAUUUCUCGGUCCCAAAGGAUACGGCGGCGUGCAGGUUUCGCCGAUCCAAGAAAACGUGAUCGUACCCAACAGGCCGUGGUGGGAGCGUUACCAGCCGAUAUCUUACAAAUUCGAGACGAGGUCGGGCACGGGAGAGGAAUUCAAAGACAUGGUCCAGCGGUGCAACAAAGUCGGCGUGCGGGUCUACGUUGACACGGUGGUGAACCACAUGACCGGCGAUUACGAGCAUCCGCUUGGCACCGGCGGUUCGACGGCGAAUACCUAUAAGCGUGACUAUUAUAACGUGCCGUACUCGUCGCAAGAUUUUCACAUGCCGCCGUGCGGUAUCAACAAUUAUAACGACCCGGUGAACGUGCGAAAUUGCGACCUGGUCGGCUUGCACGAUCUCAAUCAGACGGACAAGUACGUCCGCGAUGUUAUCGUCAGCUUCAUGAACGAAGCUAUCGACGCGGGCGUCGCUGGCUUCCGGAUUGACGCCGCGAAGCACAUGUGGCCGGACGACCUGCGAGAGAUCUACAGGAAGCUACAGAACGUCGAGCGUAAACACGGUUUCCGCGCGAACUCGCGACCUUACAUUUUUCAAGAGGUGAUCGACUACGGCAACGAGGCGAUCAGCAAAUACGAGUACACCCCGCUGGCCGCGGUCACGGAGUUCCGCCACGGUUCUGAACUGAGCAACGCGUUUAGAGGGAACAAUAUGCUCAAGUGGCUCGUCAGCUGGGGCGUUGAGUGGAAUCUCAUGAAGUCGGAAGAUGCCCUGGUGUUUAUCGACAACCACGACACUCAACGCAACAAUGCCGACGUCCUUAAUUAUAAGACGUCGCGGCAAUACAAGAUGGCGGUCGCCUUUAUGCUGGCGCACACUUACGGGAAUCCACGUGUGAUGAGCUCGUUCGAUUUCCAAAAGUUCGAUCAGGGCCCACCGUCGUACGCCAGCGGCGACAUACGGUCGCCGAUCAUCUACCCCGACAACACCUGCGGCAACGGCUGGAUCUGCGAGCACCGCUGGCGUCAGAUCUACAACAUGGUGGUGUUCCGCAACUUCGUCAACGGGACCGCUGUCGAUCACUGGUGGGACAACGGCGGCAAUCAAAUCGCUUUCUGCCGCGGCGAGCGCGGCUUUGUCGCGUUCAACAAUGAAAAUUUCGAUCUCAAGACAUCCCUGUUCACCUGCUUGGACAGCGGCGUCUACUGCGACGUCAUUUCCGGAGACUUGGUGAACGGAAGGUGCACCGGGAAGAUCAUCAAGGUGAACAAGGACCACUACGCUGACAUCGACAUUCUCACUACGGACGAAGACGGUGUGCUCGCGACGCAUUACAAGGCGAAGGUCCCGGGAACAUCGUGAGGUCCUAGCAAACGAUGAGGUUGAAGAAAGAUUAAUAAUAAGGGAGGUAUUCUUUUUUGUUGUUUUUAUAAUAAUACUAUUAUCGCCUCAACACUUGUAUAAAUGUAUCAAUACGAAGUACGACUAAUAAAGUAUUUCACCCUCUAAAUUUCCUCGGAUAACAAUCCCGCGUAUGUGCA